AUGGCGGGCGAAGUACGACAACCAAUAGAUCUGCCUUCAUUGGAGCGAUAUGUCGACCAGCAUGUUCCCGCGCUCAAGACACCGCUGGGGCUGAAGCAGUUCGGAUUUGGUCAAUCCAACCCCACUUACCAGCUUACAAGUGCCGACGGCAAACAAUACGUCCUACGCAAGAAGCCUCCAGGCAAGCUGCUCUCGAAGACAGCGCACCGGGUGGAUCGAGAGUUCCAAAUCAUACAGGCACUUGGUCAGACCGACGUACCGGUGCCCGAGGCUUUAUGUCUGUGCGAGGACAACAGCGUGAUCGGCACACCAUUUUACAUCAUGGAGUUCUUGGACGGGCGACACUUCACUGACCCGGCGAUGCCUGGUGUUAGCGCAGAUGAGAGGAAUGCACUAUGGAAAUCAGCCGUGGAAACACUGGCCAAAUUCCACCGGGUCAUACCCAAGAACCUGGGACUUGAGAAGUUCGGCAAGCCGACAGGUUUCUACGAUCGACAGAUUGCGACAUUCACAACGGUAUCCAAGGCACAGGCUCAGGUGGUCGAUGCUGACACCAAGGAACCCAAGACGACGCAGCCGCGCGAUCGAGGCACGUUGGUGCACGGAGACUACAAGAUCGACAACAUGAUCUUCCACCGGACGGAGCCGCGAGUCAUUGGAAUUCUGGAUUGGGAAAUGGCCACCGUGGGCCAUCCGCUCUCGGACUUUUGCAACCUGACCAGCCCGUACGUCAUGGAAGGGGCGGACAGCAACACCGAGGCGUUCCAGCCUGGACGAGUGCCGGGGCUGCCGUCGCGCGAGGAUUGCAUACGCUGGUACAGUGCGGUGGCGGGAUACGAUCCGACAGAAGACAUCCUCUGGGGUGAUGCGUUCUUCGCCUUCCGAGGCUCCGUAAUCAUGCAGGGCAUUGCGGCCCGUUUUGCAGGCCGGCAGGCGAGCAGUGCACGGGCGAGUGAGUACGCUAAGCGGGCCAAGCCAUUUGCACUGUAUGCGUGGGAGCAGGUGAAGCAGGUACAACGGCAAUCGCAGCAGAAGGGCAAAUUGUAG
Molecule: messenger RNA, 1047 nt
Organism: Penicillium maclennaniae
Lineage: Eukaryota; Fungi; Ascomycota; Eurotiomycetes; Eurotiales; Aspergillaceae
Product: phosphotransferase family protein
Exons: 4
Coding region: 1-1047 (348 amino acids)
Source: RefSeq, a predicted model, not a curated record